Pocillopora meandrina is the source of this 9289-nucleotide messenger RNA. The record is from the annotation of a GenBank genome assembly. NCBI's taxonomy places the organism in Eukaryota, Metazoa, Cnidaria, Anthozoa, Scleractinia, Pocilloporidae.
AUGAUAUCGGUAGAAGAAGCGCUCAUCAAAUGGUAUAAAAGAGGCAGUUUUUCUCACUGUUUAAAAAAACGUUGCACACGGUAAGAAAGAACAUCCAAAAAAGCUCCAAGAACUGCGCUCCUUGUAGAGUACAAGAUGGUAAGUUAUUGAUAUUUCCCUAAAAUUUGAUUCCUACACCCCAGUCCUAUGUCCUGUUCAUCUCUAUAAUCCCGAAUCUCGUUUCCCGGCCCCAUUUCUCUUAAAAUCCCGAGUCCCGGUCUGAAGGUCGUUCUUCUGAAAUAGUAGCUGCUCUGGGGUUUUCUCAAACCUAUAGAACGUAAAUUUUAUAAUAAAAAGAGGGGGUUCUGUGGUCGUUUAGGAGAAGCAGCACCUUGCAGAUACCCGUACUGAUAACUCUUAUAACACCAUAACAAUUAGAGUAUCGAGUGCUUACUUAGAGUUUGUGGUCUGUUUGUUAGUUACUAUAAGCUGCAAGUUAGACAUAGUUUUUCUGUUUAUCGCUGAGUGACGAUGGAAAGCCGAUGAGUGAACUUGCUUUCUCAUCUAGGAGUCAGUGAAUUAAUAGUAAAGAUAAUUUCACGGAAGAGAUCACAGAAAUUCAAAUAGGAGCGAGCUUAUAAGAAUGGAGCUGAAUAUUAACCAUCAACAUUGUUCGCCCUCCUUGAUUCAUUGAUAACUCAAUACUGCCUCUCUUUUCCACCAGAAAUUAAAGCUGCUGUUCUCAUGUCUUGCUCUGCUGACCGUCAGCGUUCAAUCCAUGUCCUUAAUUGCAGAGGCAAAGGUAAGAUCGAGAUCAUUUUUAAUUAUUAAUUCGAGGGCGAAGAGACGAUUUUUGCGCAAGCACAUAUUGUCAUAUACGCACGUGCGUGCUUCCCAAAUUGCAAUGGUGUCCCAAUUUUCUCCUUCCUUGAAGUAAAGCCUCCACCGGGGUACAAGUUGCUACAAACAUAUGAAGAUGUCUUUAAGUAUUUGUCUCGAAGUAUAAAUGAUGCAAACGCUCGAUUGAUGUAAAUCUCAAAACAUACAUUCCCACAUCUUAUGAAACUUCUCUCUUCUUAGAGUUCCGUGGCUAAAUAUUCUCUGGAGCUGUCAAGUGGUGGAAAAAGAUUUGGCGAACAGAUCGAAAUUGACACUGCAAAGGGAACAGAGACCUUCCAUGUACCAAAGACAUCGCUAAAUGAAUCAGCAGGGGAUAUAGUCUACGAUUUCAAAAGGGUGAAUAUCGAUGUGAUUUUCUGUUACAGUCGGGGCCCAUUUUUUUCUGUUUAUAUUUUUUUCUGUGGAGGGGGGUUGGACAUAAAGUUUUAACUUUUUCUCUGUUUGUUUUUCAUGCAGCAAGUGACGAUGGUUCGUUUGCUGGAAGAAAAGGCUUGUUAUAUGGCUGAUUCAAUCGAUGAAACUCUCACACCUGCCGAUUUAAAGGAAGCUUUAGAGAUGGUGAGCGAAAGUUACUACCAAAGUGCAACACUGAUCUUAUCGUUUUCAAUUUCAGGCUUACAAGAUUUCCUUUGCGUCCUUUGAGUUCUUCUAUAAUUUGAGAUCCUUGUUAUGGCACGGUAGUCUCGUACCCAGACUUUCCAUGGGAAGCGGUUGUUAUAGUUACACGGUAGUAUCUGGGUACGAGAUUUGUGGCACGGUAAUCCCUCCAACCUAUGACUUCAAUACCAUUGCUAAGAUUGCCUUAAGUUCUUAGGUCCAGUUAUUUUAACAAAGUUAAGCCGUUGUUUAACAAAACCGCGUACUGGACAAUCCUCAAGUUAGCUAGACCUUUCAACUGUUCAUUCUUUUUUUUGUUAACAGUGACGAGAGGGCCGGAAAAUAACCGUGGAAGGACAGUUAUCUCAUCAAAUCAAUGCUCUCAUAGAGAAUUAGAGCCUGGCCCCCACUGAUUGCAUAGAAACCGUGGUUUGGGUUAGACCUCGUGUAAAUAACCGGCCCUUUGGCGUUUUUCUUUAAGGGGAUUGUCAAUCGAAACAAAUUAAAAGUAACGAAAACAACUAAUCGAUCAGAACAAAAUUUCAGAUAGAUCCCAUAAUAACUCAAAGUAAAUUAUUUUCAUCUCUGUGUUCUACCAUGUCAUUUUUAGCAAACUCCUGGAGCGGGCGAAGAGUCAACAACUUCUUCAACUGAAACACAAAUGACAGUUGUCGGAGAGCUUGAAGAUCGCUCAGGGCUGAGUGCUGAAAUGGCAGAUCUGUGUGUGAAUCUGCCAAUCUAUGUUAUUACCGAUGGCGCUAUGAACCUCAAUGACGAGGAAGCUGACGAGGAAACGGAUGCGGAUGAUGAUAUGGAAGCUGAUGCAGAAUUUUAUGAGGAUGUUGAUGAAGACACCAGCAAUUCUCGUGAAAUAAUCGACUUGGACGACACUCCUGACACACGUAAGUCUUAAACAAUCAACCGUGCUUAAUACUUUUUACAUCUUCAAGGCGAUGAGUAGCCCAGGGGCACGUAGUGGGUUGGGUUGUAAGGCGAGGUGGAUUUAAGCCCCCACCCCCUCUCUGGUAGACUUUUUUUGCCCAAGAACACAAUAAAAUAACCCCGCCAGGUCUGGAACCCACACCUCUCCACUUUCCUGCACACUAACCACAAGGCUACUGCGUCUUGCACACAAUUUCAGAAGCUCCAUAUCCAUAGGAUAUUUGUGUCUUUUGUUAUUUUCACUGAUGGCAUUUUUCUUAUUCUAUCUACAAGGUGUAAAACGGGGUUUCUUCCGCAAGCGGAAAGGUAGUAAGCUACUGCGCAAGCUCAAGAAGAAGGCCUGUAAAAAAGUGUGUAAAUGGGCCAUAAAACGGAUUUGCAGAAGAGUUCCUGACGGGUUCAACAAGUUGUGGCGAAAGUGCUUAAAUCUCCGAAACAGAGGAUGCAAGCGUGUUUGCAGAUGGCUGAUUGGAUAAAUUGGUCUAUUUGCUAUUUGUGUCAAAACAAGCGUUAAGAAGUGCUAUACAAUAGUUUAAUGGACCAAUGAGCUUGCUUAUUCCGAGGCUUUUUUCAAAUUUAAUCAUCACUUCCGGUUUGAAUUUCCGUGAAAUGAAGCAUUUUAAUUUGUACAGCUUUUUUCUUCAUCCAACCUAAUCCUCUCGAAUAAAAGAAACGAUUUAGCCGCUUCACUAACCCCUGACCCCCGCAAAUGAUUAUCAUGUAACUUCUCCCCAAAUAUCCUUACAUUAUCCAGCUAACAGGUAAUGAGAAUACUCAAACUUAUCAGGUAGAAGUUGUCUUAAGAUUCCAUUGAGGCUUUUCGAUUGUAAGGAAAGUUGUGAAGUAAAUUAGAAAUAAAAUGUUUAUUUAGCUUCAAAGUAUAAUCCUCACUUCACACCAGGCGGUAAGAUUGUUUGAAAAGUAAGAGCGUGUAAGAGUGACCAUGUAGGAGACUGGGCACGGCCUCCAAGAGCAAAGGCAACUCAUUAGCCAAAUUUCAGUGUAUAUAUCCUCUAUAAGACUCCGUCUGAUUCUCGAGAUGCCCCGAAUCUCUCACCCAGUUUGGUUCUCACAAAUGGGCCAACUAGUUCGCUAGCACAUGAUGUGGAUGUAAUGUAACGAAACUGAAAAAAUAAACUCAAUCACCACAAUACUGUUUAUAUUCUGCGAAAGGAAAAACCCAUAACUUAGAAAAUGAAACGGUAUCACCACGUUCAUCAUAAAUAGCAAUAAAUUCAACGGAUCAAAGAAUAUGUACACAUAUAUAUAAGCUUUCUAUAACACACUACAUAAAUAUGUUGCCGAAGUACCCUCACUAUUGUUUACAAAUCUUAAUUCCUAUCCUUUCAAGCGCUACCGUUCAGAUAGUGAGAAAGGCCUGGGUAGAGGGGAAAACUACUCUCGGUACUGCGGAAGGGCUACAAGAAGACGUUUUCACCCUCCCCACAAAAUUAGAGUCAUUUGUCCGCGCUCUCGUCAACACAAGAUCGAGACUGACAGCAAAAAGAUAUCAGCACAAAAGUAGACUAUAUCCACAACAUAACUAUCACUUAUAACCAACACCUACGUUCGAAAACCCGUGCGGCGCGAAACUUUAGCGCAGUUGUACGGAUUUCUUUUGGUGAGGACAAUUUUUUUGUCUAAGAUUGAAAUUUCGGCUGAGAGCUAAUUUUUGCAAGGUCCAUUUCAGGGAACGCUAUCAAAACUUUUUAGCCUCUUAAUUAAACGUGCGUAGAUGUGAGCUAGACGGUAAGUAUGCAUAAAAUAAAUUAGUUUGAAUUCAAGGAAAAGGAACUGAAAAGUUACUAGGAAAAAAAAUUGACGCGUUUCAGUCUACAGUGGCUUUUUGUUUUUGUUUUUGGCAGGAGAUUACUUUGCGACCCAAGAGUUGUACUUACAAGUAAGUUCAAAAAGUAAAACGAUUCUCAUAGCUUGAAUAACUAUGGUUCAAUCAGUUAGUCAUGAAAAUUUCACAUCAGUGAUAAAAUUCAAAUUAUCCCUUGUCUCAGACCAGGGGUACAAAUCGAGCCCAAGGUCCAUGGAAGUCUGUGUAAUUUUGUCCAAAUUAAAAAUCAUAAUUUCUCUGCUGAAACAACGGAUCUCAAGGAUUUUUUUACGUGCUGGUACAUGCAGUGCUCGCGUGUCCUGCCGCGUUAAAGGCUCUUGAAGCAAACUGUUCGUCACUACACGUACCUGCGCACAAUAACAACACACGCACGUGAGUGUGAAAUACGUGUAAAUUACACGAAAUCAGUAAACUCACUUCUGUGAAUAUAUGAAAGUCAUAUAUUUCAACUGCGGAUAAAGACGGGAAUAUGAUAGUGAUCUUUGCAGUAAUUAAUGAACUCUACUUGAGCAGUAGUGAAAAUAGGGCCUGAAAAAAAUUCAGGCCUGUACGGGAUUUGAAACCAUGACCCUUGUGAUAGCGGUGCAGCGCUCUACCCUCUGAACUAACAAGCCAACUGGGAGCUGGUCACUACGUUGGUGCCAAAUAAACCCGUGAAGUAGGGAAUAAAUGAAGGUGAAUACAGCUAUUUCAAUUUACGUUGUCGGAUCAAAGCUUCAAGGGUACGGGACAAGACCGAAAGGCGGUAUGGGUAGAUUAGAAUUAAUUUUAGGCUUUCGGGGUUGUAGGCUUGAGGCUUUGAUCCGACAACGUAAAUUGAAAUAGCUGUAUAUGAAAGUCAUAUAUUUCAACUGCGGAUGAAGACGUGAAUAUGAAAGCGAUCUACACAGUAAUGAACACUACUUAAGCAGAAGUGAAAAUAAGGCCUGAAAAAAAUUCAGGCCUUUACGGGAUUUGAACCCAUGACCUCAGCGAUACCGGUCAGCGCUCUACCAACUGAGCUAACAAGCCAACUGGGAGCUCGUCACUAUCUUCACGAGUUUAUUUGGUAAAAAAAAAAAGCGCUUGGAAACAAAAGCCAUACCGAAUAAAAAAUAAAUUUGCAGUAAGAGAAUGUUGGUAAAAUAAAUCAUUGAUUCCCUCAAACAAUAAAUUAUUGUGUCGCUCGAGGCACGAGAAACUAUUACCUCCGCUCAAAUGAAUUCAAAAUGUUGAAAAAACUUUAUAAUUGUCAAGACAACUUGAACAACCAAAAACCAUUUUUGUCUCAUAUUUAGAAAAUAAGUUCAGGAAACUAGUUUAACCAAGGGACAUUUGUUUGCAUCUGAAUGCAAAUGAAGCUAUGGAUUGCUUCCCUACGCGACAAGCCAUAUCAAACCGCAACCUGUUGACCUCAAUAAGUCCUGUAUUAGUCUACUUGCUGGCACAUCAAAUGAGGUAACAAUUCCAAUAUGUUGUCAGCAUCCACUUGAAAAAUCUUUUCUGCCAAAACAACUUCAAAUUUAAGUGUUUGCGUCCGCUAAACUGAAAGUGUCGUUUCCAAAUAAAUGGAUUAAAUUUGACACCAAAACUCUACAACAAUAAACAAAAUUCGUUUCCUUCAAAUUAUGACAUGAAUUAAAACGAGAACAUAAUUCCUCAGAGAUCGUACGCUUUUUGCGUUUCGUUGAAGCACCAAAUAUCAAAAUGGAAGCUGAUAUUAUCAGCAAAUCUGUUUACGUAAUUAUUUACGUUUUUAUUUUAUUUGCAACAAACUUACGCAGAAAGAGAGCCAUCCCGGCUAAAGAAAUAUAUUAUUUCAACACAAGAAUGAGCUCAUCGCAAUUAUCAAAUUCUGCAAAAUUUUCACUUUAAUAUAAUAAGGCUGAAGUUCACCAAAAGUUUAACAAUAUGUUAAAGCUAAAACUGAAGUACUAGGUGUGAUAAUGAAAACUGAAAUACACUUAAGGGUCUACAUUUUUCAAAAGGAAAAUGGGUUAAACGGGUGACAAGAAGUAUUCACAUAGAUAUUAUUGACAUACAGGCAAUACGCAUGCAACUCAGCGAAAUCCCUAAUAGUUUGUUGUUUUCUUCCCAAAAUAUAUAAAAAAAAUGGCUGAUUAAAAUGUUCAUUUUUACGCAUACAAGUGAGUUUAUACGUAGCUUAUAGCAGUCUGAGUUAUUUUCGACUCUUUUUUUUCCAAUUCUUAAUCAAAGGAUAUCAGCUGUCAGGGAAUACAAAAGUGUCUCUGAUUCGGAAAAAGUCUAACACGUCUUGGCAAGAUAGCAGCGAUCUAAGCAAACUUCAUUCAGUUUAACCAAAUUAUCUCCUACAUUCUACAACAGUUUGACAUUGGAUUAUGAAAAUCGCAAGUCUGUCUUUGCAACUGAGGUCAUCACGCAAAAACUUGAGAUCACGAUAUAUAAAUAGCAACGUGUCUUUAAAACAGUCCUGUAAUUAUUUUUAGAGUAUGGUGGUUUUCAGUAUUUAGACUGGUAUCUCAAUCAGGGUAAGAAACCCACGCUUUUGCCAGAGAUUCGCGUCAAAGAAAUUGUGUCCCCUUGAAAUAUUUAGUUAAAAGAGCAAUAUUCUACCCACAACCUAACUCAGUUUGAUGUCAGAGCUGAAACAUCUGAAAAGCAAUUCUGACUAACUUUUUCGUCAUGAUAUCGGUGGAAGAAAUGUUCAUCAAAAGAUAUAAAAGAGGCAGUUUUUCUCACUGUUUAAAAAACCGUUGCACACGGGAAGAAAGAACAUUCAAAAAGGCUCCACGAACUGCGCUCCUUGUAGAGUACAAGAUGGUAAGUUAUUGAUAUUUCCCUAAACCCUCCCUGUUUGAUUCUUAGAUUCCUAGACCCCAAUCCUAUGUACUGUUUACCUCUACAAUCCCGAAUCUCGUUUCCCGGCACCAUUUCUCCAAAAAUCCCGAUUCCUGGACUGAAGGUCGUUCUUUUGAAAUAGUGCCUGCUCUGGGAUUUUCUCAAACCUUACCAACUGGUUGUUUAUUUUAUAGGUAAGUAAAUUUUGAAAUAAAAAGGGAGAUCCUGUGGUCGUUUAGGAGAAGUAGUGCCUUGUAGAUACCCGUACAGACAACUCUUAUAGCAUCAUGACAAUUACAGUGUCGAGUACCUACUUCGAGUUUUUUGUCUGUUUAUUACUUACUCUAAGCUGCCAGUUAGGCACAGUUUUUGUGUUUAUUGCCGAGUGACGAUGGAAAGCCAAUGAGUAAACGUAUUUUCUCAUCUAGGAGUCUGUGAUUUAAAAGUAAAAGUAAUUUCACUGAAAAGAUCACAGAAAUUCAAACAGGAGCGAGCAUAUAAGAAUGGAGCUGAAUAUUAACUAUCAACAUUAUUCGACCUCCUUGAUUCAGCAACUUAACAUUGCCUCUCUUUUUGACCAGAAAUUAAAGCUGCUGUUUUCAUGUCUUUCUCUGCUGACCAUCACCGUUCAAUCCAUGUCUUUAAUUGCAGAGACAAAGGUAAGAACGAGAUCAUAUUUAAUUUUUCAUUCAAGGGCGAAGCGACAAUUUCUGCUGGCGCUCAUAUUCUCAUAUACCCGCGUGCGUGCUUCCCAAAUUGCAAUGGUGUCUCAAUCUUCUCCUUUCUUGAAGUAAAGCCUCCACAGGGAUGCUAGUUGCCGCAAACAUAUGAAAAUGUCUUUUAGUAUUUGUCUCGACGUAUGAAGGAUACAAACGCUCGAUUGAUUUAAAUCUCAAAACAUAUAUUCCCGCAUCUGAUGAAACUUCUCUCUUCUUAGAGUUCCUUGACUAAAUAUUCUCUGGAACUGUCAAGUGAUGGAAAAAGAUUUGGCGAACAGAUCGAAAUUGACACUGCAAAGGGAACAGAGACUUUCCAUGUACCAAAGACAUCGCUCAAUGAAUCAGCAGGGGAUAUAGUCUACGAUUUCAAAAGGGUGAAUAUCAAUGUGAUUUUCUGUUACAGUCGGGGCCCAUUUUUUUCUGUUUAUAUUUUUUUCUGUGGAGGGGGGUUGGACAUAAAGUUUUAACUUUUUCUCUGUUUGUUUUUCAUGCAGCAAGUGACGAUGGUUCGUUUGCUGGAAGAAAAGGCUUGUUAUAUGGCUGAUUCAAUCGAUGAAACUCUCACACCUGCCGAUUUAAAGGAAGCUUUAGAGAUGGUGAGCGAAAGUUACUACCAAAGUGCAACACAGCGUCUUAUCAUUUUCCAUUUCAGGCAUCCAAGAUCUCCUUUGCGUCCUUUGCGUCCUUUGAGUUCUUCUAUAGUUUUAGAUCCUUGUUAUGGCACGGUAGUCUCGAACCCAGACCUUCCAUUGGAAGCGGUUGUUACAGUUACACGGUAGUAUCUGGGUACGAGAUUUGUGGCACGGUAAUCCCUCCAACCUAUGACUUCAAUACCAUUGCUGAGAUUGCAUUAAGUUCUAAGGUCCGGCUAUUUUAACAAAGUUCAGCCGUUGUUUAACAAAACCGCGUACUGGACAAUCCUCAAGUUAGCUAGACUUUUCAACUGUACAUCAUUUUUUGCGAACAGUGACGAGAGGGCCGGAAAAUAACCGUGGAAGGACAGUUAUCUAAUCAAAUCAAUGCUCUCAUGUAGAAUUAGAGCCUGGCGCUCACUGAUUACAUAGAAACCGUGGUUUGGGUUAGACUUCGAGUAAAUAACCGGCCAUUUGGCGUUUUUCUUUAAGGGAUUGUCAAUCGAAACAAAUUUAAAUUAAUGAAAACAGCUAGUCAUUUUCAUUUCUAUGUUCUACCAUGUCAUUUUUAGCAAACUCCUGGUGCGGGCGAAGAGUCAACAACUUCUUCAACUGAAACACAAAUGACAGUUGUCGGAGAGCUUGAAGAUCGUUCAGGGCUGAGUGCUGAAAUGGCAGAUCUGUGUGUGAAUCUGCCAAUCUAUGUUGUUACCGAUGGUGCUAUGAACCUCAAUGACGAGGAAGCUGACGAGGAAACGGAUGCGGAUGAUGAUAGGGAAGUUGAUACAGAAUUUUAUGAGGACGUUGAUGAAGACGCCAGCAAUUCUCGUGAAAUAAUCGACUUGGACGACACUCCUGACACACGUAAGUCUUAA